AGGAUUUCAAAAUAGAGGGAUAAGACAAUUUAUGAUAAUGGCACCUUUAGAUGGAAAUAACACUCUCAGACCCAACUUUGAUUAUAAUUAUUCUUUUUACUCCAUUUUUUUUAUAGCUUUGAACUAUUUAGGGGUGGGGGAGGACCCGGGCUUGCUGGCGUGGCCCUCCUUUGAACCAGCCACUGAUCAUCUGUUGAGAAGAAUUUAUUGGCUAGAUAUACAAUGGUUGAUGAGUGGAGGAUACUGAUUAUGUUUUUGUCAAUAACAAGAAAACUUAUCCACUCUCACUUUUGGAAGACACGACUGGAUCAUUACCUAAAAACAUUUAGCUAUACUCAUAAAUUGGCUACACUGUUCCCUGGAAUACCCUCAACAGUCAAAUCAAAUUUUACAAAUGAUGUGAGCAAAAUAAAGAAAAAAAAGUGUCGCCACAUUGUCCAUAGACCGAAUGUCAGUACGAGACAAGUGCUAAAUACUAUCUUUCCGGAAUGUGAAAUCAGUUCAGGACAAAGUCUGUCAGGACGGGACACAUUGAACAUGAGAAGGAAAUUUCUCAUUGAUAGUUCUUUAUACUUGACGACGAGUAUGGAAAUUGUGGAACAAAAUUAUACUUGCGAGUCUUUCUCUCUAAUUAUUGACUUUGGUAGGUUGAUGGCACACAUCGGUUUGCAGGAAAUGACAAUUGAGGACGUCUUUACAGACAAGAAGUUUCAAAGAACAGUUUCUUCUGCAGUACUAGAGCAGUGUGCUUCUAUGUCAGAUGUUGUUUUUGUGGAUGCUCUUCUACUUUUGUACAGGCUCAAAAUCACUAUUCAAAACAGUCAUGUAUUGGAGUCACAGUGUCUUCACAGACUGGAAAGUUUGUCUUUGAACCAGACCCUCCUAAUAGCAGACUGGUGGAUUUUAUCUGGUUGUAAGUCACAAAAGUAUCACCAAAAGAUGCUGGAGAUUGUCAGAAACUCUUUAAACCAGCUUUCUAUUGACCACAUUCUUCAACUUUGUUACUUUGUAAGCAUGUAUCAAAAUGUACCAGGAUCAUUUUUCAAUCAGAUUUUGAGGCGUCUGAACGAACAAGUUGAAAAUCUCUCAUGGAGUGGAAUUGUCAAUGUGUGCUCGGCUAUAAUAAAGUGCAAAGAAAAAAUUGAACACAAUGAUAGGCUAUUGUAUCUAAUUGGGGAUCAUGCAUUACAAAAUAUGCAAGACAUCAGUGGACAUGAAUUAACAAUCAUUCUCCGGAGUUUCUCUAGACUUUAUUUCUUUCACAACAAGUUCCUUGAAAUAGCAGUUUUACAUUUGACAGAGAAGUUGAAUGAUAUGACAAUGGAGAUGUUAGCACACAAUGUAUUUGCAUUGUCCAGAUACAGAGUUCUCCACCAACCACUCAUGGACAUGGUUGCAAAAAUUGUCACUGAGGAGCCUGCCAUGAAUCUUCGCAUAAAAAGUAUUUGGAUGUUGCUGCGAGGAUUUGCACGAUUGAACUACGAACCCCCUAAUGCCAAUGCAUUCUUUGAAAAAUGUGUUGACCUGAUGCAUCAGCGCAAGCAACAAUGUAAACAAUAUCCGUUCCAGUUCUUGAGGGCACUUAUUUCUCUUGCAUAUCUGAAUAGAUAUUAUAACAGUCUUCUUGAUGUUGUCUUUCAUCCAGAAUUUCUUCAAAGGUGCAUUAAAUUAUCGCCCUCUGGAGUUGAGAAACAUCUACAGUUGCUAAGUACCUGUGUUGAAAUCGACAAUCCUGAUUUCAACGGACAAAAAUUGAGGAAGAACUACUUCAAUGUGCAUCACGCUGGAUCAUUACAAGUUUCGUCUUUUAUGCGAGAUUUCAAAACUGAAGUUAAUGAAAUUACAGAGAUGUUGCAGAGUCUAGCGGGUGGCCUGGAAUACAUCAAGUUGCACUGUAUACUUAACCAUUCUGGUUAUUUUAGUACGGUAGCAGAUAUAGAAAUGCAUUUGGGUGAAAAUGGAAAACCAAUUCCAGUUGUUGAUGAAGAGGUAUCUUCUGCAUCAAAACCUGUUACCAAACUAGCUGUGAUAGUCAUCUCUCAAAGCCACCAUCUUCAAGACUCUGACCGACUUCAUGGUGCUCAGGCAAUGAAAGUUAGGCACCUAAGAAAGCUUGGGUAUAAUGUUGUACAGAUACCAAGCAGUGAAUGGAAUGCCAAGCUUAGCAAUAAUGACAAGAGGAUAUACUUGACAUCUAAAUUAUCUUUAUCUGUGGAUUGAGAAUAACUAGUGGUAGGAGAAAUAUGUGUGGCAAUGACAAGCCAAACCAGUCACUUGUCGCAAAUCGUGUUUCAGAGAAAAUGGUCAAAACAUGCUGGAAUGUCAAAAUUUAAAAAAAAAUCUAUUUUAUUGCACUAAACUAAGCUUUAUAUGUUUAUACAUCAUUCUAUGCUGUUAUUUUCCCCAUUUUCAAAGUUAAAACAACAAUUUUUAAGGCUUUGAAUGAUUUUUUUUUUUACCACUACCUAAUUUUCUUUCUAAAUCUGCACCUGUACCAUAUUUACAAAUUGUAAUUUAUAACUAACAAUAUAAACUACAGCCCUGGCACAGGUCUAGUUUUACCAUUGUAUAGCUCUUAUUUUAUCUUUAAUCCUGUAUUAAUAAUUCAAAAUUUAUUUUUGCGAUGAGUGACUGGUUUGGCUUGUCUUUGCCACAUGUUGAUUCCAGUAUUCAGGUACUUGUGUAGUUGGAACUACUGUACUACACAUGUCAUUGGUCAAUGCAUAUAAACAAAUAAAAUCUUAUUUUGUCUACAUUUUAUAGUUUUAAUGAACAUAC
This is a messenger RNA of Anneissia japonica, 2778 nucleotides long. Its product is annotated as FAST kinase domain-containing protein 5, mitochondrial-like. Bases 223 to 2220 code for a protein of 665 amino acids. Lineage: Eukaryota; Metazoa; Echinodermata; Crinoidea; Comatulida; Comatulidae. The transcript has 7 exons. Gene Ontology annotation, biological process: mitochondrial RNA processing; regulation of mitochondrial mRNA stability. The record is from RefSeq and is a predicted model, not a curated record. Gene Ontology annotation, molecular function: RNA binding. Gene Ontology annotation, cellular component: mitochondrial matrix; ribonucleoprotein granule.